AUCAGCUGUUGUUGUCAUGUUAAUAUGCAAAGGUUAGGCGCCACAUUAGUGCGGAUGGCAUUGCGACCCACUUUGGCGCAGCGAGCGCCCAAAUUGGCUCCAUCGUUUAUCAGAGUGCAGAGGAUGUGCACGGAUAGUGUUGUGUUCGAAGUGGAGACAACUGAGGACUUUACCGAAAAGGUUGUAAAUUCUCCCGCGCCCGUUGUAGUCGAUUUUCAUGCUGAUUGGUGUGGACCAUGUAGAGCAUUAGGACCACGCUUGGAAGAAAAGGUAAUGGGUAGGAACGGCGCAGUGCUUAUGGCCAAGAUUAAUGUCGACUCCGCCGGUGAAUUAGCAACGGAUUAUGGUGUCACCGCCGUUCCAACGGUGAUGUCGUUCAAGAAUGGUGAACGCAUAGGAAUGUUCACUGGAAUGGUAGAUGAUGACCAAAUUGACGAUUUCUUGGACGAAGUCAUCGAUUCUUAAAGUUCAUAUAAUCAUAAGAUUUGCUAAGCACUCUCACUUGUUAGAUUGCCAGGAGGAAUUUGAUUUCUAGUUCGUAGAAGAUUUGUUACGUUAAAAAUUGCUUGUUAUGCUAUAUCACUGUUACGUCCUCAACCAAAUGUUGUUAACUUAUUUAUCGGGUCGCCAUGUGUAUUCUCUCAAUUAUCCUCAGUAUAAAAUUCACUUCGUAU
Cylicocyclus nassatus is the source of this 674-nucleotide messenger RNA. The record is from the annotation of a GenBank genome assembly. NCBI's taxonomy places the organism in Eukaryota, Metazoa, Nematoda, Chromadorea, Rhabditida, Strongylidae.